AAGAUGGAGAGCCCGAAGAAAGCUGAGACAAGACGGCCUGUUCAUACAAGUCAUAGAAAAGAUAGUCAAAAUGACAGUGAAGACGAACUCCUACCACCGAGCCCUAUAGACAUCGCUACGGAGCCAGCAUUGUCACCGGAUUUCAACUUCCCCGAUGCCCAAGAGCUAAGAAGGAUUGAGUCAGAUACUCACAACCGUCUCAAAGCUAUCCUAGAGGUAGCUGGAGUCACUGGACUCUCCCAGAUAGAUGCUAGGACCUUCCAAGAUCCGGAAAUUCUCAGGAAAUUGACUAAUAGUGUUAGCACUGCCUUGGACGAAGCUGCAACUGCUCUGACUCGUAUGAAAUCAGAGAAGCAAUCGUACGAGGCAUUCCUAAGAGGAGCAAAUCAAGCUCCCUCCCCGAGUCAGCAGGAACCUACCAGCAAUGCUCAAACUAGGUACAAAACCAACAGUGCCCCCUCAACCAAACAACCUAAACCUCCACAGUCUUCAGUCGAUCCAAGAGCUGAAACACCGCCAUUAUCAAUGCAGGCUGUUCCGACAAGACAAUCUUCAAAAUUGGUACCUCAAAAUCAACCCAAACCUGGUUCUCAGAUAUUUGCGGAUCCUAGAGCUGAAACGCCACCCUUAUCACCUGGUCUUGCUAAGACGACUGGUUCUGCACGACAGACAUCAAAGCCUCAACCACACCCUGUAGCAGUGGAGAGCGGUGAUGACACGCCGCCAUUGGUGUCCCCUUCACACCAGACGCAGAGUCUACAACAACAAGCCUCUGACAGUAUGCAGAGCCUACAGAGACUGCUCACUCAAGGCCACACUAUCCAAGAUGCCACAGAGGAUGGUGAGAGCCUCCUGUCUCUGGCCUGCUCUGCUGGCUACUAUGAGCUCGCCGAGGUCUUGCUCAGAAUGAGAGCCAGUGUAGAGGAUAGAGGUGUCAAAGGUGACUCCACUCCACUCAUGGAGGCUGCCUCCGGAGGCUACUCAGAUAUUGUCAAGCUCCUGAUCGAUCAUGGAGCCAAUGUCAACGCCAAAUCCAGUGUGGGUAACACGGCUCUCACGUAUGCCUGUUGUGGAGGCUAUGAGGAGGUGGUGAGGAUACUACUAGAGGCUGGGGCUGACGUGGAACAUCAGAAUGAGAAUGGACACACACCGCUCAUGGAGGCUGCAUCUUGUGGGCAUGUCGGAGUUGCCAAGCAGUUAUUAGAUCAUGGAGCCAACAUCAAUACUCAUUCCAACGAGUUCAAAGAGAGUGCCCUCACCCUGGCCUGCUACAAAGGCCACCUAGAGAUGGUCAAGUUCCUGCUCAGUGCUGGAGCUGACCAGGAGCACAAGACUGAUGAGAUGCACACCGCACUCAUGGAGGCUUCCAUGGACGGCCAUGUCGAUGUGGCCAGACUCCUGCUAGAUCACGGAGCACAGGUCAACAUGCCAGUGGACAGUUUUGAGUCUCCCCUCACCCUGGCUGCUUGUGGCGGCCAUUAUGAGCUGGCUGCAUUGCUUAUAUCAAGGGGCGCUGAUCUGGAGGAGGUCAACGAUGAAGGUUACACUCCGCUAAUGGAGGCAGCUCGUGAGGGUCAUGAGGACGUGGUACAGCUACUAGUGGAGCACGGGGCCAAUGUCAAUGCCCAGACUGAGGAGACUCAGGAGACAGCUCUCACUCUGGCAGCAUGUGGGGGCUUCAUAGAGGUGGCACAAUACCUCAUCGAGCAUGGAGCUGACAUAGAGCUGGGAGCGUCCACUCCUUUAAUGGAGGCCUCUCAAGAGGGCCAUGUGAACAUUGUCAAGUUCCUCGUGGAUAAGGGUGCCCUCAUCAAUGCUGAGACCAACACUGGGGACACUGCCCUCACCUACGCCUGUGCCAAUGGACACACACACAUUGCUGACAUCCUACUCCAGUGCGGUGCUGAAUUGGAGCAUGAGAGUGAGGGUGGGCGUACUCCACUCAUGAAGGCAGCUCGGGCUGGUCACCUCCAGACAGUGCAGUUCCUGGUCUCAAAGGGAGCAGAAGUCAAUCGCCACACAUCCAACAAUGACCACACUGUGCUCUCCCUGGCCAGUGCAGGCGGGCAUAUCAGCGUGGUGCAGUACCUCUUGAUUAAAGGGGCUCUCCCUUCACACAUGCUCAGAGACAACUCUACGAUGCUCAUAGAGGCAUCUCGUGGUGGCCAUGCCAACGUAGCCAACCUCCUGCUGAGACAACCUCGGCACAUGCCUCGUAAACUACCGUCCCCUGAGCCAGCACCACAGGUCACCUCCACCAGUCGAGAGUAUGGGCCUGGCGAGAGGAAGGGGCUGAUAAGAAAGGCUGAAGUCAACCGGCCAGCCACUAAAGAUCAGGUGGUACCCAAGAGUGGGAUCAAGAGUCUAGCCAGGGACAGCGGGAAUGCUGGUCUGGGCGUCAAGCGAUUGAAAAUGGCCGAACCCGAGUCUUCUGUACGACAGCAAGCAACCUCUCUACCGAAUACAGGUGUUUCUAAAAGUGUUUCAAAACCUAGCACACCUCCUGUGCCUGUACCUGAACGAGGAUCAAGUGUCGAUUUGCCAAUAUCACAACCACCGUUAAUCCAAGGCUUACCCACUCAGCUCCUCAGUCAUCUACCGCCUCCGUCACAAGUGACACACCCACCUGGUUGUCACAUGACAGGAAGUGAUGUCAUCAAUGAGCACCCCACUGCUGAUACAAUCAUCGAAGAGUAUUGGAAACAGAGAAAAAUCUUGGAACCUGGCUCGCAAAAACCACCAACCUCCAUAAUGCCCGUUGGUUUUGAUAACGCAGAUAGUGUUUUCUCAGCCGGUAACUUCAGUUCUUUACCUAUCCCAAGUGGUACAGGGCCAGGCAGAGGGGACCCAAUAGCACCAAGCUCUGUUGACGAACAACAUUCACUUGCCAAUGUUAAUCUGAGUCGAAUCAUUCCCACCCUCGAGGCUCUAGCGGGUUCGUUACAAGACCCUAACUCACUGGAAAGCCGAUACUUGGCUGCACUAGCCACACACACUCAACUGGGCGCGACCUCUGACCCUGCUUUAGGGGAAACCCCUCCCUUGCUCUCAAAUGGGCUUGAUGCUCUACCACACAUGAUGGAAGGUGGUCCUAUACCCAUGGCUGGAUUAGACACACCUGCCCUGCUUUCGAGUGCAGAUAUCGCUUCACUACUGCCAAGUUUGGCAAAUUUCGAUCCUUCAGCUACUGAUUUUCUCUCGCGGCAACUCGAUGAGGGGAGUCUGACUGACACACAGCAACCAAUCUAUCCUUCUAGUUAUUUUCAGACCAUGAAGCAGCUGUCUGAUCGGAUGCAUUUGAUAGCAGCGUCUGUGGGUCGAGGUGAUGUGGAGGAACCACUCGGAGUCAAGUCAGGUCAACAGCCAUCGUCAUCACUGCUCCUGGAUAGCAACUUCUCCAUGGAUGAUAUUCCACCUCCUGACAACUUCAUCCCAGCUGAACACCUAUCUGGCUACGAUGGCUCUGGUUACGAGGAGUCUCUCGACAAUGAGACAUGUGCCUAUCCUACCUCAGACGAGGAGGCAGGAAAUGACGAAGAUGACGAUGGCUUGGAUGGUGAUGAGUCGGACACGAGCUAUAUUGUGCCCGACCUCAGUGUUCUGCCACCGGGCACCUUUGACCCUGCCAUAGACAUUGAGCAGGAGACAGAGUCCAAUCAUGACACUGCACUCACACUCGCUGCAGCAGGUGGUCAUGAUGAGCUGGUAGAGCUACUGCUGGCUCACGGGGCCAACAUAGAGCAUCGGGACAAGAAGGGCUGUACAUCUCUUAUCCUAGCUGCCAGUGCUGGUCAUGCACUCACUGUGGCAAUACUACUCGACCACAGUGCCAAUAUUGAGGCCCAGUCUGAUCGUACCAAGGACACUGCUCUAUCACUGGCCUGUACUGGGGGAAGGCAGGAGGUUGUGGAGCUGUUAUUGGCCAAGGGGGCCAACUUUGAGCACCGCAAUGUCUCAGACUACACCCCUCUCUCCCUGGCAGCCUCGGGAGGCUAUGUCAACAUCAUCAAACUGCUGCUACGUGCUGGAGCAGACAUCAACUCAAGGACUGGUAGUAAGCUGGGCAUCUCUCCUCUGAUGCUGGCUGCUAUGAAUGGCCACACCUCCACUGUCAAGCUGCUACUGGAUAUGGGCAGUGAUAUCAACGCUCAGAUUGAGACCAAUCGUAACACAGCUCUAACGCUCGCCUGUUUCCAAGGCCGUCACGAGGUGGUCACUCUGCUAGUUGAACGACAAGCCAACGUUGAGCAUCGAGCUAAGACUGGUCUCACCCCUCUCAUGGAGGCAGCCUCUGGGGGAUAUCACGAGGUCGGCAAAGUCCUAAUCUCAAAGGGUGCAGAUGUGAAUGCCUCCCCAGUGCCUAGCUCUAAGGAUACGGCUCUGACUAUUUCUGCUGACAAAGGUCACUUCAAGUUUGUGGAGCUCAUUUUGAGACACGGGUCUUUCGUAGAUGUCAAGAACAAGAAGGGAAACUCCCCUCUGUGGCUCACUUGCAAUGGUGGUCAUCUUGAUGUGGUUCGCCUACUGGUUCAGUACGGGGCAGAUGUGGACAGUCAGGACAACAGAAAGAUCACCAGCCUUAUGAUUGCUUUCAAACGGGGUCACCUGAAGGUGGUCAAGUACCUGGUGGAGCAUGUGACUCAGUUCCCCUCUGAUUCUGAGCUCACCAGAUUCAUCUCUAACAUCACUGACAAGGAUCUGCUCAAGAAGUGUCAGCGUUGCAUGGAGGUCAUCAUCGAUGCCAAGGAGAGACAGGCGGCAGAGGCUAACAAAAAUGCCACCAGUCUACUAAUGGAAAUUGACCAGGAGAAGAAACACGAGGAGGAUCGGAAGGCUGCAGCUGCUCGCAAGAGGGCUAAGAAGAAGAGGCAGAAGGAAAAGAAACAGGCUGCAAUCAAGGCUCAGAAGGAUACAUCUGAUGACAAAUGUGAUGAUGGUGGGAGUGGGGAUUCCCCUCAGGAGAACGAGCCAGGUGAACCUGAUGAUUUUGUAGAAGAGGAUCUCCCUGAGCCGGUGGUGCCAUCUCAGAACAGCAGACUGCCUCUCCAGGACACCCAAAUCACACCUCCGUCUAAACCAGACACAACUGACACCUCCUAUCGGCAAAACAAGAGAAAUACGAGCGUCUCCAGUGAUCCAGGAAACAACAAGAAGUCAGGAGGGCAGAAUAAAACAAUCGAAACCAACAAACCACUCCGUAUUCAAGACAUUUCAAAGGAGACUGAAAAUCGAGUUAUUCUCAGUAAAUCUCCAUCUCUCAAAAAUAUGGAACGGCCAGUCUCGAUUCUGCCCCCCAAGAGAGAGCUGAGUGAUCAGAGCUUGGGUGCCAGGUCGACCAAUAGGAAGACUCGUACUACAGCGUUGAAACCUCAGGGGAUGACCACACCCACUAGCAGCCCUCGUAAGGGGAGGAGGGAAGAGGGAUGGAAGGAAGUAGGGAGAAGGACCAAAAAGAUCAGUAUUCCUCUGAGUGUGUUUGGUCAGAUUGUGGGCAAGAGCAGUGCCAACCUCAACGCCAUCAAGCAGGGCACCAACACAGCCAUUGAGAUUGACAAGGUCUCCAAACAGUCUACCAACAGAUCCCUCACCAUCAGGGGCUCUACUGACGCUGUGAAGCUAGCACAUCAGUGUAUAACCUCCCUCACCAAAGACCCCAGCCAAGAGCUACCACAGCUCAUCCGUAGGAUCACUGGAACACCACCUAUUACCACAGCCGCUCAGAAACGCUAUGUACCUCCGUCAAGCGAUCCUAAUCCAACUCUGUACCCCUACGAUGAGUUACCGGGUGCUCCACCAGCUACUGGGAACGCUACAGCACAUGCGUACACUUCUGUGUCUUCUCCCAUCACUGUGACAGCAAGCAUCAGCAACCCUGCUAGAUCACUACAGAAGAAAUCGAGUAGUUCUCAGAUUGUGCCUAGUGGAGUCACACCCGUGGCUGGUAGCAAUAAGAGUAAGGCUAAUACUACAGUUAUUAUGGCCUCACACGAGAAGGCUGUCAUUGACACAAAGCCCACGUUUGUUACGAACGUUGUACCAACAUCUCGUGCCUCGGUUAUCGGCACUACAAUGUCUGCUCAAGGUCUACCCUCAGGUCCUGCUCCUGUACUAGCGAGGAGCUCUUCAGCUGGGAGUACCGUACAGCCAGCCACUUCUGGUGCUGUACGUAAGCUCUUUGUUACAUCCACUCAACCUGUGAAGCCACCACCAGCAUCGAGGGCUCCAUUUUCAAACAGCUCCAAGACGAUUCUAUCUCGUUCAAAUUCAAAACCUAUCAUAACUCAAGAUACUAGUACUGUCGUGAAAUCUAGCAGCACUGAGUCAAAUUGUAAACCUACUAACAAUACGUAUCCUCAACAAGUCCCUGUUAGUACAGCUAGCAAGACCAUGUCCUACUCUCGAAUUAUAGCCCCUCAAGAAAGCAUCAGAGGUCAGCCUAAUGAAGUGAUUGAACAGCCAGUCCAACAGAUCAUGAAAUCACCCACCUUCUUUCAAGAAGCUGCCACACAGAUCUCAAAACCAAAGAAAAUCUCGACGUAUUCGGAUGCAGUUGGAAAGAAGUACCAAUCAGCCAUGGCUAGUGGAGUGAGCUGCAAUAACUUUGGUAACGAGAACGCUCGCAUGAUGGGAUCAACUGGAAGUGUGUAUCCACCAUCUUCUAGUGUUGGUGGAGUCUCUCCAGCUCAGACCCAGUCAACUAAGAUGAACCUAGCUCCUGGAACUAGGCCUGUGGGUGACAAUGAUAAGCCUGUAACCUCCCUUGCUGACAAGCGUAAUGGCAGUAACACUCGUAGUGUCCCCUGGGGUGAUCUGGUGGACAAGACCUCACCAGACUAUCACCAACAAGGCUUUGAGGAUGAGAACAAAGACAAGCUCUCUCCACCUUCCUCUGGCCUUGGACCUAUAGGACCACCCAGCAAGUCAUGCAAGCCACUGAGCACUACCCCAGUAUCAGCGGUCAAGAGUGGCCCUCGUAGCUACAGCCCCAGCUCUAGCAGACCCAGUCCAGCCGGUGUGAGCGCCUCUCCUCAAAGAGCUGAGUUAUCCCCGGCAGCCAAGAGCCCUCUACUGGGACCAGCCCCUCCAGGCCUACUACCGCCGCCUGAUAAAGGCUAUGGCAGCUCAUUUCGACCUAUCCAUGGAGUGGAGUACUCGUCCCAGGCUGACACUCCUGGGUCCUCGAGUAAUAACAGCUUUCAGACUCUUGUACCCACCCCUGUACGAAACCAACGCCCACCACUUCUAGCCACACCCCCUGGACUAUCCAUGUUACAGCAAGGUGUUCGCCCUGGUUCAAUCACACCCUUAGCAUCACCAGACAAGAUCUCUCCAAAUAAGAGUCCUCCUCACCCAUCCAUGAACAAGGGCUUCAAUCCAAAUGCUCCUUCGUUUGUCCCCAUGGCUCUUCAGCCAGGCCCAAGACCAUCUGUGGUAACGACCAGUUCUAUCCUAGGGGCUCCCCCUACUGUCAAGUACCAUAGUUUUGGUCCACCCACUGCCGUUGCUGGGGGCAACUCGAUCCUCGGUGCCCCUCAAAUGCCUCCAAUGUACGGUAACGCAAACACGCAGCCUAGAAUGGUCUCACCCGUGCCGUCAAUUUUCCCUAAUCAACCCCCACCCCCUAAUGUGAUUCAAGCCCCUGGGCCCCCUCAAGGAACCCAACAACAACCACAGCCUGCUGGGGGGCAAACGUCAAUUUUAGGACAGCCUCCCCCGAUAUUUGGGGGGACUAUGUUACCUCAAGGAUUUUCACCAGCAUUACAAAAUCAGCCUCCAAGUGGUAUUUUCGGUGGACCUCAAAUUGAAAACAACCAAGCUCCACCCCAAUCUCUACAGCACCCUCCUCCUCCGUUUGGCAUUAAUUUGAUACCAUUUCAGGUCAAUGGUCAACAACAACCAUCUCAGAAUUUCGUCGGAGUUCAGCCAACACAGGUUUUAGUUUCGACCCCUCUCGCUGACGGAUUCCAAGUUCAAUCUGACGCACAGCAAGUUGGUCAUGCAGUGAUUGUAUCAGCCAACAACAUGGACUUCUCUGCCAAAAUGGUAGGCUCUGCGAUGUAUCCGAAUAAAUCUGGCGAAGCAGUCAUCGAUCUUCGUCAAAUGUCAGCCAACACUGGACUCAGUAUUGGUGUUCCCGGGCCUGUGUUGUUUUCGGCCACCACACACUCUCCCAAUCUCCCCAUUACGUCCCCUGGUGUGUCAGGAGUGAGAACCAACGAUUCUCUGUUCAACUUGAGCAUGGACAGUUUCUCUGGCCUCUACCCAAACACUCAGACAGUGUCUGUGGUAAAGGACCCCAAAGCAGCAGUGGACGCUCUCUACGCCAAGGGCUCUAAAAUGGCCAUGUCAGGGGAGGGUGUGAUGGCUGAUGGUCUGCUACCCAUUGGUACUGAGCGUGCCCAGAAGAGCUCUGCCAUGCCCUCAUUCACUGUGCUAACUCCAGGUAUUCUGCCAUCCAAUGUUUGGAGUUACUCAGGAAGUACUGAAGACAGUGACUGGUCCAAGGUGGGGCCGGUGGAGACCAGUUGGCCUAGCCUGCCUGACUCCACACUCAGCCCUCAUGACACCCUCGAGUCUGUGCUGGGCAGACUGGGCCUGCUUGACUACUAUCAUCUGUUACAGCGUAAUGAAAUUGAUCUGAACGCCCUCAUGCUAAUGAGUGAACAGGACUUUGCUGAAAUUGGACUACCUCCUGGCCCGAGACAAACCCUUCUCCUCGGUAUAGGUCGUGUCCCUACCCUCAACAGCCUGGACAGGCCAGUGUCUAAAGGCAACUCUGAUGGUGGUGGUGUAGGCUCACCUCCCAUCACUCACGACCAAGGCCCACCCUCCAACACACUCGGGCCUGCCUCUGCUUCUCAAUAACAGGAUGUAUGGAUUGGACGUACGUACAGUACUGUAUACCAAUAGAAACUUAAUGCUGAACGGAAUUGAUUGUCGAUUGUGUACAACUGAAUCGAUCCAACUUCUGAACAAUCCAUUAUUGAGAUUGCUAUGUUUAUUAUUGAUUAGUGUAUAGUCUAUGCAUCACUAUUUGAGGUGUACGAUUCAUGCUGUGUGUCCUUAUGGCUUGUGAAUGUAGCACUUUACCUCUAUUGUUAUUGUAUUGUAUUGUGAAUACUUUCUUCUCUUGAAACUUC
This is a messenger RNA of Halichondria panicea, 9140 nucleotides long. Its product is annotated as ankyrin repeat and KH domain-containing protein 1-like. Lineage: Eukaryota; Metazoa; Porifera; Demospongiae; Suberitida; Halichondriidae. Gene Ontology annotation, molecular function: RNA binding; protein binding. Gene Ontology annotation, biological process: innate immune response. The transcript is spliced from 37 exons. Gene Ontology annotation, cellular component: cytoplasm. The record is from RefSeq and is a predicted model, not a curated record. The coding region runs from base 4 to 8865 and encodes 2953 amino acids.